UAAUACAGUACCCUCGCGAGUUUCGCGGUGUUCGAGUUUAGCGAUCCGCGAGUUUCGCGCUCAGUCCUAAAUUCUUACCAUCUCGAGUUUAGCGCAUUAUUUUCCCGAGUUUCGCGCUGUUUCGACAAGUAUCAAACGCGUUUACGUGUGGCGUCACGCAUGAUGCCUCGACUCCCUCAGUUGGCUGGCGGUGUUGACUACGUGCAUACGUGUCCUUGCCCUCUUCCACUAGCCUCUUGAUAUUUCUCCGCGAGUUUGCUGUGAUGUCUGAGGACAGAGGAGGCACUGCAGCAUGUGGCUCAAAGAAACCAAUUUCGGUAAAAGGAAGCAGGCCAGAGAGGCAAGGUAAAAAGAAGAGACUGUUAAGCAUGAAAGAAAAGGGGGAAGUGUUGAAAAAGCUUGAUACUGGAAUGGGACCUGUUGCCGUUGGGAACUUUUUCAACAUUAGUGAAUCUACUGUAAGAGGAAUAAGAGCAAAACGUAUUGAAAUACAACGUUUCCUGAAAGAUGCCCGGGGGAGCUCUGUGAUUGAAGUUGCUCACAUCACGCAUCCUACAAGCAAGUUGAUGGUGACAACAGAACACUAUCUGAAGAAAUAUAUUGAAGACAAAAAUGAUCGAAAUGUCUGCAUAUCUUCUGCUAAGGCAAGAGAGAAGGCAAGAGAAAUAUAUGCGGCAGUAGCACGUAAGUUAACCAUUGAUAAUCCUCCACCUUUCUCUGCUAGCAGUGGUUGGUUCUCAAGGUUUAAGAAAAGACACUCGCUCAAAAGGGCACGAUGUCUGGGUGAAGCAGCAGACGCACCUACACAUGAGGUGGAAAGCUUCACUGAUGUCUUGAAACAGCUGAUCGAGGGCGGCGGUUACGAUCUUCGUCAAAUAUUCAAUGCAGAUGAAACUGGUUUUCACUGGAAACAGCAGCCAAGAUCAACCAUAAUCGCCAAACAAAAGAAGCCUAGAGGGCACAAGGAAAGUAAACAGCGUUUCAGUGUUCUCUUUACGGUCAAUGCAACUGGUGACUGUAAACUGAAGCCACUUGUUCUCUACACCGCUGCUCGCCCUCGACCUUAUCGUCACAAGGACAUGAAAAAUCUAAAUGUGCACUGGGUCUCCAACAAGAAAGGGUACAUGACAACUGUUACCUUCUUAGAUUGGUUCGAUAACCACUUCAUACCCGAAGGAAAGGAAUACUGCGAGAGGAACAAUCUAGCCUUCAAGCUCAUGCUUCUGCUGGACAACGCACCCGGGCAUCCAACGUUUCUGAGAGGCCGUCAUCCUAACUGCGAGGUCGUGUUCCUUCCCCCUAACACAACCUCCAUAAUACAGCCCUUGGAUCAAGAAAUAAUCGCCAAUGUCAAGCUAGAAUUCUACAGGAGAACUUGGAAGAAGCUUGAAGAAGCACUGGACACUGAUGAUAUCCUUCUGCAAGUGGAGGAGGAGAUUGACGAGCCAGACCAGCAGACAGGCGACCCUUCAGCAGAGCUGCAAGUGGAGGAGGAGAUUGACGAGCCAGACAAGCAGACAGGCGACCCUUCAGCAGAGAGACAGCUGCAGGUGGAUGAUGUGCACGUGAGUGAUGAGCCAUACGGCCAGACAGGUGUUCAUCCACAAGCAGAGUCAGCCAUGCCACUGACCACUGCAGAGGUUGGGGCCCCACACCACUCACAGACAGUGCAGCACACACCUGAUACAACAUUCCAAGCAGUGCCGCCAGGCAGACCCAAGCAGAUUAUGACUGCACAGACUUUCUUUUGUAAUUUUAAUAUCAAGAAAGCAGUGGACUUAAUGGUAGAAUGCUGGCACUUUGUCAAUAUUGCAACGGUGAAGCAUGGAUGGAGGAAGGUUCUCCCGUGGGUGAAGACAGAAAUGAGCGGCGGUGACAGGCAGCGCGUAGCGGCCGCUAUGGACACGUUGCUUCAGGUGGCUAAAACGUUACCCAUCACGGGGUAUGAGAAUGUCAGUGUUGCUGAUAUGGAAGUUCUCAUUGAUGGAGGAGUCGCUGAACGUAGUGCAGAAGACAUGAUUGAUGAUGAGGAGGCUGAUGAUGAGGAGGAGGAAGAAAAAGAGAAGAAAGAUGAGCCAACAGUUCAGCAGUUAACAGAAAUAUUUGCAAUAACAGAAAAAUUGAAGGAGGCCAUUUACAAAUUUGAUUCAAAUUCGGACCGACGUGAGACAUGCAUCCACACAAUUCAAAAGGGAUUAAAUGAAUACAAACUGAUGUACGAAACCCGAGUCAACAACCUUCAACAAGCCUUGAUCACACGCUACUUACGUAACCGUGACAAGCGAGAAGAUAUGCCACCUGCUGUUGUUGCUGAACAUGAUGAUGGAGAGGAUAAUGAUCUGCUUGUGGACAAUGAAGUAGCCCCAGAGAAUUUGGGUGACGACUUUGAAGGCUUCGUACUAGCCGACCAGGAGUGAUCGAGUGACUGGCGACAAGAGGGCAGGGAAUGUUUAUUGUCAUUUCUUUUCUCGUUUUCAUUUUUUCAAUAAAGUGUAUCUCUCCC
Messenger RNA from Eriocheir sinensis (Chinese mitten crab), 2503 nucleotides. RefSeq names its product tigger transposable element-derived protein 1-like. Gene Ontology annotation, molecular function: DNA binding. Bases 264 to 2417 code for a protein of 717 amino acids. The transcript has 5 exons. Lineage: Eukaryota; Metazoa; Arthropoda; Malacostraca; Decapoda; Varunidae. Gene Ontology annotation, cellular component: nucleus. The record is from RefSeq and is a predicted model, not a curated record.